CUUUUUGAGCACAACACCCCAACUCUGAGCCACGAAGCUGUAACGGCGUACAACCACCCAACAUGGCGUUCUCCAAGUCCCCAACUACUGCUACAGGCUUCAAGCCCAAGAACAAGCUCCGCCGACAAGCCGCACAUCUCUCCAUAAAGAAGGCCAGAGAAGCAGAAAAGCGUGAUCUUCGACAUCGCCGUAAACGAGAGGAAACCAAGGAUGCCUCGCUGCGCGAAGAACGUCUCAAGAACAACGUUCCCCAGACUAUCGAUAACAAGCGAGUAUGGGACGAGCCAGUAGGAGACGAUGAGGAUGUCCUGGGUUGGGCGGUAGAUGUGGAGCGACUGGCGAAGAAGAGGAAACUCGACCAGGAAGCAGCUGAGAAGGAUGAAGAGGAGGGUGUAUUAGCCAAGCUCAAGAAGAGAGACCAAGAGCCAGAUGCAGACGAGGACGAGGACGACGAGGACGACGAGGAUGCAGACUCCAUGCUGGACUCUGACAACGAAGACGCCUUCUCCAGCGACGACUCCGAAAUCACCAAGCCCUCCAACAAGCGCGCCGCAUCCCCCGACCCCUCAAUAGCAACCACAACCGCCACAAACAUGGAGCUCUCCCCCGAAUUCCUCAAACAGAAAUUCCCCCAACUCUUCGACCCCCAACCUGAACCCAAGAUCCUCGUCACCACAUCCAUAAACUCCUCCCUGCACAAAGAAGCCGACACCCUGACCUCCUUCUUCCCCAACAGCACCUAUAUCCGACGCACCGCACACGCCCACGCACACAAAUACUCGAUACGCGAGAUCUCGCAAUUCGCCGCGGCGCGCGACUACACCGCCGUCGUUGUGCUUAUGCAAGCCGAGCACGAGAAGAAGCCCGACGGACUGGAUAUCGUGCACUUGCCUAACGGACCGCACUUUCAUUUCAGCGUGACGAAUUGGGUGGAUGGGAAGAAGCUGCCUCGACACGCGAAUGACACAGGGCACUACCCAGAACUCAUAUUGAAUAACUUCAAGACACCGCUGGGUAUCCUGACGGCGCACUUGUUCAAGGGCUUGUUUCCUGCGGCCCCGGAACUGGAGGGGAGACAGGUCUUAACGCUGCAUAAUCAGCGCGAUUAUAUCUUUGUGAGGAGACAUCGGUAUGUGUUCCGCGAUAAGCGGGAGACGGAGAAGCCGAUUCUGGGGAAUGAUGGGAAGCCGCUUAAGGGGGUUGAGGAUGUGAAGGUGGGUAUGCAGGAGAUUGGGUAAGUCUGCAUUCCUGAAAGUGGAUGUUGGACCAUUGCUGACGUGACGACAGGCCUCGCAUGACCCUCAAGCUCCGAAGGAUAGAUCGCGGGAUCCAGUUCAAGAGUGGCCAGGAAUGGCAGUGGAAGGGCCGUAUGGAGAAGCAAAGGACGCGCUUCAACAUGUAGAAGAACCGUGUCUGGUCUCAAGACUUGCACCAAUCUGAAAGAUGCCGAAGACUCGAGGAAUUGGCUCAAGGCCGUAGUGCUAUUACGCAAGGGAUCGUGAUGGCCUAAACUAAAUAUGCAAGACCCACACGCUGCUCACCCACAACAUCCUCACUGACCCAGCCAACCUGUUUCCAACGCCUUGAGUAAUGGAGUAAUGUCAAAACGCCAAA
Messenger RNA from Macroventuria anomochaeta, 1614 nucleotides. RefSeq names its product ribosome production factor 1. Bases 63 to 1238 code for a protein of 391 amino acids. The record is from RefSeq and is a predicted model, not a curated record. Lineage: Eukaryota; Fungi; Ascomycota; Dothideomycetes; Pleosporales; Didymellaceae. The transcript is spliced from 2 exons. Gene Ontology annotation, cellular component: nucleolus; preribosome, large subunit precursor. Gene Ontology annotation, biological process: maturation of LSU-rRNA; maturation of 5.8S rRNA. Gene Ontology annotation, molecular function: rRNA primary transcript binding.